Molecule: messenger RNA, 1278 nt
Organism: Conger conger (European conger)
Lineage: Eukaryota; Metazoa; Chordata; Actinopteri; Anguilliformes; Congridae
Gene: tdgf1
Product: teratocarcinoma-derived growth factor 1
Exons: 6
Coding region: 214-768 (184 amino acids)
Biological process (GO): anatomical structure development
Cellular component (GO): extracellular region; cell surface
Molecular function (GO): signaling receptor binding
Source: RefSeq, a predicted model, not a curated record
UUGCGAAUGGUCUGAGAGUGUGGGUUGGUUUUAGGAGGCAGGUUGAAGGGUUGUAAUGAAGGAGGUACACAAACCAAUUUUACUUCGGACAUGGUGUGUUAAGAGCACAGCUUUAUUCUGAUUUUUUUAUGGUUAGGGCCUAUAUGGAAUUUCCGUCACCGGUCGAACGUGGAUUUUAAAUUUUUAGUUCAAUUGGAUUGUCUGAAGCGCAACAUGGACCAGGAAAGGUUUUUCAGAUUUCUGCUGUCUGCAGUGGUUGCCUCCCAUGCCCUACAUAUUGCAGCAGGUUGCGAUGGAUCAGGAUGCAACAAAAAGAUACUCGCUGGAAAAACCACUCAACGCGCUGAGUACCUCAACCAAUUUAAUGAAAUGAACUCUCUCUCUGGGGAACAGAAACGCCAAGAUGCGGAAUCCGUUAUUCCAUUCGUUGGUCUCACUGGAAGUGCAAAGCAAAGCCGAAGUUGUUGUCAAAACGGGGGAACCUGUAUUUUGGGAAGCUUUUGCGCUUGUCCGAAGCACUACACUGGAAGAAGCUGUGAAUAUGAUGAGCGCAUCAGAAAUUGUGGUGUCAUUCCUCAUGGAGAAUGGGUGCAGAAAGGCUGUUCAUACUGUAGGUGUGGAUAUGGCAUGCUCCACUGCUUCCCUCAAGUCUUUCAGGAAAACUGUGAUGACUCGCAGGAAGUUGUGUGGUUUCGUUCGUAUGGAAGCAGGAUGGAGCAGCCAAAGUACAUUUUGUGUCUAGCACUGCUUGUUGUCCUCUUUAUUUGAUCUGUGAGGACUUUUCCUGCUCCAAUUUCUGAAACAAUCUCAUGCAUGUUAAUCAGGCAAACCUGAAGUCCAUACGUGGCACUAGCUAUGACCUGGCAACUGGACGCAACAUGUACUUUCGGGAAUCAUGAAUCUGCAGAACAGAGAUGAACCUUUCUUCCAGUGGAAGUUUAUUAUGUCCUUGUUGCGUGAUGCAAUUUUUAUCUCAUGUGGCUAUGUAAAUAAGAUUUAAGUGGAAAUAUACAUUUUAUCUUUGUUUUGUGAAUAAUUUCAGAUUUUAUGGUUUUUUACCAAGCCAUGUACAGUUUUAUUAAAAUAGAAGCAGCCUGCUUGGUGUAUAUUUCUAGAAAGCCAACUGCAACUCAAACUGCUUUCAUUGGGAUAUUUUUGGUUCUGUUGUCAUUACUUUAUCACAGGUUAUUUGAUGCAAUGGUUGGUAGCAGUUGCUAAUGUAACUGUAAUCAAAUCCUUUUUUUAAACUUUCCUUUUUUAAAUUACAAACAAAGUUUA